Molecule: messenger RNA, 578 nt
Organism: Frieseomelitta varia
Lineage: Eukaryota; Metazoa; Arthropoda; Insecta; Hymenoptera; Apidae
Exons: 3
Coding region: 47-403 (118 amino acids)
Source: RefSeq, a predicted model, not a curated record
CAUUUAUCCUUAUGCAACCUCAAGUUUUCUUCACAACACUUUGUGCAUGAAGAGAUAUAUAAACAUGAUCCUGACCAACGUGAUCUCAGUUCUCAGAAUGCCGCGACCGGUGCACUUGAUUUUACUACUCUUAAUUGUGGUUCUGGUGUCCUGUUUGGAAGAGCCUUCAGAGCCUACUCUCGCAGAGUCUAAACCUUCCCUGAACAAUGCCAACGACUUAGAUUUAGAUGCUGAUGCAAGCGCCUAUGGAUAUGGAAGACCAUGGCGUUAUGGCGGAGGGAGAGGUUGGGGUGGUUGGGGUGGCUGGAAAGGUGGUGGCUGGAGAGGAGGUGGCUGGGGAGGAGGUGGCUGGGGAGGAGGUGGCUGGAAAGGAGGUGGCUGGGGAGGAGGUGGUUGGGGCUAGUGAGGCAAAGGCGGUUGGUGAUGAUACAAAUGCAAUGAAUCUUUGAUUGAUUGAUAAAUGAAAUACUAUUAAACGUUAAAAUUACUCCAGUUACCAUUUGUUACUUCGUUUUUCGAUGAUUAUAACUUGUAUACUAUAAAAUCCUAUUUUACGUAAAUAAAUUCUAUAUAUCCAA